This is a messenger RNA of Pyrus x bretschneideri (Chinese white pear), 655 nucleotides long. Its product is annotated as auxin-induced protein 15A-like. Gene Ontology annotation, biological process: response to auxin. The transcript has a single exon. NCBI's taxonomy places the organism in Eukaryota, Viridiplantae, Streptophyta, Magnoliopsida, Rosales, Rosaceae. Bases 176 to 481 code for a protein of 101 amino acids. The record is from RefSeq and is a predicted model, not a curated record.
UUUAAGAGAGAAAUCCACACGACCAUUCAAGUAUAUAUAACCACAUGGCUGGCUCGUUUUAUAACCACGAAAUACAAGUCUACAAACUAUCAAGUCCAAAAAUUCUCAAAUAGUUUUUCUUGUUUUGCAAGUUCUUUCAGAUUUUCUUCCACUUUUGAUCUUGAGAUUUACAACAAUGGGGUUCCGUCUUCCGGCUGUAAUUCCUGCUAAUAAACUUCUUCGACGAUCAUUUUCAAAUACAACUAGAGGAGCUUCCACUAAUUUAGCAGAUGUCCCAAAAGGUUAUUUUGCAGUUUAUGUUGGCGAGAGAGAAAAGCAAAGAUUUGUAAUUCCAGUAUCAUUCCUUAAUGAGACUGAAUUUCAAGACUUGCUAAGUGAGGCUGAAGAGGAAUUCGGGUUUGAUCAUCCAAUGGGUGGUCUAACAAUUCCCUGCAGACAAGGUGCCUUCCUUGAUGUCACUUCUCGCUUGAAUGGAUUGUGAAAUUACAUAAUGAAAAUCUGCAUAUUAUACCAACUAACUGGUUGGAAGAAUUUUGUAAAGUAGACAAUCUCAACAUUCUGUAACUAUUUCGUAUUGGGGAGUGAAUCAAAUGUCUCCCUGAAUUAUGUCAAAAUCUAGUAACUUUUAAUUAGAUAUUCACACUUCUUUUGCUCA